GACUUGUGAAAAAAGUAAGUAGUUUAAUCUUCUGUCUUGUCGAAUGCAGGCGCGCACAGCUGAUUAGAGUAAACAAAGUCACAAUGAUGCCACAUAUAUUAAACAGACUAGCCAGAACAAGUUGUUACCAAAAAGUGCCUAACAGAGAAUUCUUCUAUUGGUUAACUAUAAUAUUUAACAGGGUCGACUACGAAAGAAUACAGUCAGUUGGCCCAGACCGUGCGUGUGCCGAAUGGCUUCUGAAGAACGGUGCCAGUGUCAGAUGGAAAGGUUUCUCAGAGCACUUGAAAGAUUAUAAUAAAUUACCACCAGAAGAAAAUCGAUAUUACAUACAAGCGGUAGAUGCUACAGAUUCUGGAAUAACACAUGUAGGAUUUCCAUAUUUUGUUGGUUGCAGGUAUAUCGACGAGAUAAAACUCAUACGUUGUUUUUAUUUGUAUAAUGGUGCCUUGCCAUUAUUGUCAGAAGUGAAAGAUACUCUGACUGUUCUUGAGAUCAAAGAUUGUAAAAGCAUAACUGAUCAAGGAGUGCGUAGUUUAAAAAAUCUCAAAAAUCUGAAAACUUUGAAGCUUGCUGGUAUACCAUAUUUGGAGGAUAAAGCUUCACUUAGAAAAGAGCUUGCAGAAGCUUUGCCAAAUUGCACAAUAACAUUGGAAUAAAUUACAUGAAACAUCGAUAUUAAUAGUACUUGUACACAGUAAAUGUCCAGAUUUUAUCAUUAUUAAUUUUUUAACAUGUAUCAUAUAUUUUAUGAUUAAAACAUUAAUAUAACAUGUAUGUUUAUGAUAUAUAAAGAAAUAAAAAAU
Molecule: messenger RNA, 806 nt
Organism: Monomorium pharaonis (pharaoh ant)
Lineage: Eukaryota; Metazoa; Arthropoda; Insecta; Hymenoptera; Formicidae
Product: ATP synthase subunit s, mitochondrial
Exons: 5
Coding region: 84-659 (191 amino acids)
Source: RefSeq, a predicted model, not a curated record